Messenger RNA from Chaetomium fimeti, 1080 nucleotides. Its product is annotated as thioredoxin-like protein. The transcript is spliced from 2 exons. The record is from RefSeq and is a predicted model, not a curated record. NCBI's taxonomy places the organism in Eukaryota, Fungi, Ascomycota, Sordariomycetes, Sordariales, Chaetomiaceae. Bases 137 to 997 code for a protein of 286 amino acids. Gene Ontology annotation, biological process: regulation of G protein-coupled receptor signaling pathway.
CGCCCAACCAGGACUUUACCCUGUUACCACUCUGCCACUCCGACCCUUCCCUGCCUUGGCCUCAAAACAAGGCACCUUCCGGCCUAUAAAUCAACACCACCCACCCUGUCGCUGGUCCUUGCACCCUCCUGUCAUCAUGUCGAACCCCACGCCGGCCCAAGAGGAAUUUGCUGCCUUUCUCGACAAGAAUAACCGCUCCGACCUUGACGGAAUCCACCCCGAGGACCGCAACACUACGUCUGACGGCGAACGAAGCGAGGACGAGGAAGACCGCUACCGGGAAUCACAGAUCGACGCCGCCAUGCGGAUGCCCACCAGGGAUUCCCAGUCGGAGGUCAGGCUGCCCCCAGCCGAGUUCGACAGAGGCCGCUCGACCGGCGUGAAGGGCGUCAUUGCCGAUGCCAGAUCGUACGAAACUGCCCGGCAGUCGAAGUGGAAGGAGAGAGCGCGGGCCGCCCGCCGUAGCGUAUUCGGCCUGGACAGUGGCCGCCAGGCCCAGAGCAGCGAGCCAGAUAGCGACGCCAGCGGCGCCGAGGACCCCAACGAGGCCGCCUUUCUAGAACAGUGGCGCGAGAGCCGGAGGCGCGAGCUCGAGGAGGAAAGCAGAAACCCCGUCCGGAACCGGAGGACGAGCCCGAGCAUCAGGCUCUACGGACGCUUCGACGAUGUCGAUGCCCUCGGCUACCUGGACGCGAUAGAGAAGGUUGGGAGGGACACGGUAGUUGUCGUCUUUGUUUACGACCACGAGUGCGACGUAUCCGCAGCCAUCGAGUCUGCGCUCAUCCCCCUUGUCACCACCUACCGCGCCGUCCACUUCGUCAAAGUACACUACGAAGAUGUCGAGUUCGACAAUGCUGGCGUGCCGGCAAUUCUCGCAUACCGAAACCAGGGCGAUCUAAUCGCCAACCUAACUGGUAUUCUGGAGAUGAUUCCUGACGAUGCCGACUUCGACACCGACUCCCUCAAAAAGCUCUUCAUCAAGAAGGGCAUCCUAUAACCGGUUUUCAGACGGUUUUUUUUUGAGUUUCUGAUCGGUAGCGUUUGCCCCUUUAAAGCGGAUGACCGAUCCGGUUAUGUUUG